This is a messenger RNA of Telopea speciosissima, 1715 nucleotides long. Its product is annotated as RING-H2 finger protein ATL16. Gene Ontology annotation, biological process: protein ubiquitination. The record is from RefSeq and is a predicted model, not a curated record. Lineage: Eukaryota; Viridiplantae; Streptophyta; Magnoliopsida; Proteales; Proteaceae. The transcript has a single exon. The coding region runs from base 366 to 1424 and encodes 352 amino acids. Gene Ontology annotation, molecular function: transferase activity.
CUGAUUCUUCUUCUUCUUCAACUUUUAUUAGAAACAUUAAUGUCUGUCUUCCCGAGAGUUUUCUUCAUUAAGUCAUUGAUUUGAUUUCUCUUAUUUAUUACAACUUCAAUCAAGCAUUUAAUGGCAUUCAUAUCAGUUUCUCAUUUCCUUCCACACAGGUAAUACCUGCGUUUCAUGUCCUUGACUGAUACUCCUCUCUUCAGUUCAGUUUUCCCUUCUUUGCAUGUAUGUGAACUUCCAUUGAAGAUCCCAACAAACCCACCAAUCAAUCUCGUUCCUUUCUGCUUCUCUGACGGUCUCUCUUUUGCUUCAUUCGAGCCCACUUGGAUUUUUUCUUCAGAAGCCCUUCUCCAGAUCUUUUUCUCAUGGAUCUACUGAACAGGUUUUAUUAUAAACAUGGAACUCAAGCUCUUCCUCCUUCCUAUGGGCCACCCACGUCUUCUUCUUCUUCUUCUUCUGACACAAGCUUCCCCAUCUUAGCCAUUGCUAUACUAGGAAUCACAACCACAGCUAUUCUACUGGUGAGUUACUAUGUCUUCGUCAUCAAAUGCUGCUUGAACUGGCACCGUUUUGAUCUUCUAAGACGUUUUUCUAUCUCACAAGCUCGACGACACGAAGACCCUUUAAUGGUUUAUUCUCCGGCAGUGGUGAGUCGAGGCCUUGAUGAAGUACUAAUCCGUGCAAUCCCCAUUAUUCAGUUCAAGAAGGGAGGAGAGAACCAGAAAAGAGAUAAUGAAGAGAUGAGCUUUAUCGAUUGUGCAGUUUGUUUGAACGAGUUUCAAGAAGAAGAGAAGCUAAGAGUUCUACCCAAUUGCGCCCAUGCUUUCCAUAUUGACUGCAUAGAUGUAUGGCUCCAAAGCAAUGCAAACUGCCCCCUUUGCAGAUCAAGCAUUUCAAGCACAACCCGAAUCCCCUACGAUCAAAUCAUUGCACCCACCUCUUCUCCUCAAGAUCCAACUCCAUUUAUGGGAAAUAGCAUUGGUGGUGAUGAAGAUUUUGUAGUAAUUGAGUUAAGGGAUGAACAGAGUGUCAGUCAAACGAGCCAUAGACGACAAGGAACAGGGAUUUCAGGAGAUCUUUCAGUUCAAUCGGUAAGCCCUUCUCCAAGGAAGCUAGAACAGAGAAUUGUACCCAAGAAGGCAAGGAAGUUCCAUCAUAUGUCAAGCAUGGGAGAUGAAUGCAUUAAUGUCAGAGAGAAAGAUGAUCAGUUUUCAAUCCAGCCCAUUAGGAGAUCUUUCUCCAUGGAUUCUUCAGCGGAUCGACAGCUCUAUUUAUCUGUCCAAGAGAUUAUACAGCAAAAUAGGCCUCUCAAUGAGGUUAGCACUAGUGAAGGUUGCAGCAGCAGAGUACGGAGAUCUUUCUUCUCAUUUAGCCAAUGCAGACGGUCUAGGAAUGCUGUUCUUCCUAUCCACUCCGAGCUUUAAAAUUGAAGAAAGAAAGAUCAUCUUUUGCUUAUCUUUAUCCUUUUUUUUUUUUUUGGGGUUUUUCCUUUUCAAUUACUAUAACAUUCAAAUUGUUAGGAAGCCAUUGAAUGGUAUGUGAGAUAAGUAGGAUCAGUUGAGUUUAUUGUAUAGCAAUUUGAGUUUUGGGUAGAUGUGAAGAUGAAGCAACAUAAUUAGAGAGGAAGGUGAAAUGAUCAAAUUAGUAAUGGAAUCGUGGGCAUUGAUUAUAAUCAUCAUUACUGAAUCCACUAAGAGUGGAUUGGGUGUUUGCAA